Gymnogyps californianus (California condor) is the source of this 1189-nucleotide messenger RNA. RefSeq names its product N-terminal EF-hand calcium binding protein 2 (gene NECAB2). Gene Ontology annotation, molecular function: calcium ion binding. Gene Ontology annotation, cellular component: cytoplasm. Gene Ontology annotation, biological process: regulation of amyloid precursor protein biosynthetic process. Bases 1 to 1161 code for a protein of 386 amino acids. The transcript has 13 exons. The record is from RefSeq and is a predicted model, not a curated record. Lineage: Eukaryota; Metazoa; Chordata; Aves; Accipitriformes; Cathartidae.
AUGUGCGAGCAGGCAGCGCGCUACUGCCGGGCCGGCGUGCAGAGGCUGCUGCGCAAGCCGCCGCCGGCGCUCCGCGGGCUGGACGGGCUGCUGCGCUGGGUGGUGGCCAGGAUGAGCGAGAAAGGCGUCGCCGAGCGGGAGCUGCUCACCCCGGGAGCCGCCGCCGCGCAGAGGAAGGGCACCUCCGUCAUCCUCGAUAUUUUCAGAAGAGCUGACAAAAAUGAUGAUGGGAAGCUGUCCCUGGAGGAGUUCCAGGCCUUUUUUUCUGAUGGGACACUCAACGAAGAAGAACUUGAGAAGCUCUUUCAUACCAUUGACUCGGACAACACCAACAACGUGGACACCAAGGAGCUGUGCGACUAUUUUGCUGACCAUAUGGGAGACUACGAAGACGUCUUGGCCUCACUGGAGACGCUGAACCUCUCCAUCCUGAAGGCGAUGGACUACACCAAACGGGUGUACGAGAGCGGCAGCAACGUGGACCAGUUCGUGACCCGCUUCCUGCUGAAGGAGACGGCGAACCAGACCCAGUCGCUGCUGAGCUCCGUGGAGAGUGCCGUGGAUGCCAUUGAUGAGCAAACCAACCCUGCCAGGCACUACGCCAGCAAGGCUGGCCAUGGUCUGAUGGACACCUGGUACGACAGCCCCGUGCCCAGCUACUCUCCUACCAGCUGGAUGGUCCCCAGGGAGCACGGGAAGAGCUUCCAGACUGGUUCCCCCGACACCAAGGCGGAGGGGCUGGAGGGGCAGAUCAACAGGCUGGCCGACCUGAUCGGCAGGCUGGAGGACAAGACUCUCUGGUUUGACCUGCACCAGCGGCUGUCGGACAGCGAGAGCACAGCUUGCACGUACCUCCUCCUGGUGCGGGACGAGAUGACAGUGUCGCACAAGCACCUGGGCGAGUUUUGCAGCUCCCUGAAGCAGUACCUGAAGAGCGUGGCCGGGGAGCGGGACUGCUUCCACGUCACCGCAGUGAAGCUGCCCGACGGGGUCACCUUCAUCGUCUACGAGUUCUGGGAGACUGAGGAGGACUGGAAGAGGCAUCUGCAGAGUGCCACCUGCAAGGGCUUCCAGCACGUCAAGGUGGACACGCUGAGCCAGCCCGAGGCCGUCUCCAGCGUGGCCGUGCCAGCCGCCUGGUGCACCCUGAGCCGAGAGUGACCAUCAGUGCCGGGGGCCCACCAGCACC